This is a messenger RNA of Cladophialophora immunda, 1632 nucleotides long. RefSeq lists its product as uncharacterized. Bases 891 to 1286 code for a protein of 131 amino acids. NCBI's taxonomy places the organism in Eukaryota, Fungi, Ascomycota, Eurotiomycetes, Chaetothyriales, Herpotrichiellaceae. The record is from RefSeq and is a predicted model, not a curated record. The transcript has a single exon.
CCUGGACCCCCAGACAGCACGAGUCCACCAAGGAUGACGGUCAGUGCGCGACUUUUAUGCUGCUGCCUAAGUCAUCGUCUCCAACAUUGCCGCCCCAUGGAUUACGCCAGACUUGCUGACGAUAACAACCACCAGCGGUGUGUGUUGGAGCUGAAUGCCUGACACCGUGUGAACCUUCGAGAUGACAUUUGCAAACCCCUCAAUCUUGGGCCGCAAGUGAGAGUAGACACUCUACAACAGCCUGAAUGCCAGACACAGAAAAGAGAUGGACACUUGAGCAACAGAGGUGCUGCGGGAUUUAGCUCGCCUUCGUAUUGUGUCGCAUCGCACCGUUAUAGCAUAAGCUGGACAUUCCAAGCAGCGUUUAUCCUUCCGACCACUUCCGCUGCGCUUAAGGCCCCAGCACCAAGCCACCGACCACGCGAUGAGACAGACAAAUGGGAGCGCCCUCGGGCCGCAGCCUUGCCCAACAGCCUCAUACGCUGAUCUUCGUGGCAACCCGACUGGUCCGUUCCCUCGGGUGCUGACGCUUCCCCAGACUCUGAGUCUACGCAGUCGCGGCAACGAAAUCGUCCGCGGCUGAAGUAAGUGAGCGAUUUGACUAUCCAUCCAAGGAAUAAAGACGUCAUUGCGAUAUUCCUUGGGUGUGAGCUCGUGCAUGAUGGCCGUCAGCAUGAGUGCAUAAGUAGAGGGUGGUUGUUCGCCUGAAACGGCCUGCCAUUCCGGCAUUUCAGUGUUCACAUCUACCUCCAACAGAACUCCAUCUAGUCGAUCCUCAUAAGAGCCCAUAAGAGAAGCGGUGUGCCACAUCAAACCCGCCUUCUACACCCACAUCUCUACCACGAGAACCCUGCAAAGAAUCAAAAGGGAAAAAAGCUUAAUCAAUCACAAUGGCCGAAGGAUUCAACGGACAAGUGCUUAUGGACCAGCCCGCCGGCACUGGCAAUCGCCCUUACGCUGCCGAAUCCUGGCUUGAACCAUGGCUCAUCAAGCACUCGGAAUUUUAUCGCAAGCACUUCACUCGCGACGGACGUCGGGAGAGCAAAUCUACCAGACGCCACAGCGUUGUCACUGAAGGACUCGAGUCCAGGAAAAACUCGGUGGCUGCGCCCGAAGCCGACGCUGCUGCUACCACUACCCCAGAGACAGAAGGUACCUACGCCACCCCCGCUCCGGUUGAGCAACCAAGAGAAAGCGUCGACGUUGAAACUGCUGCCGAAGCUGUCGCCAAGAAGGACAGAUUCAGCUCCUUGCGCCGGAGCGUUGGCUGGCUUCCACAUCCAUGAAUGAAGGGAACACAGAACGUGUCAGGCAUAUGUGGCUAGUUAAUAUCAGUCUCGAAGGAUGAUGGUGGAUUGGCAUAUGGAGGGAGGAGCGGGAGCCUCAGGAUGUACGAUUGAUACCCCAACUGAAUUAUUUGUGUACGUUUAAAUGGUGCAGCACUUGCUUCGUUCCAAAGCUUCAACCCUAGAGAUCUUGCUGUUGUCAUGUUUGCAAGACUCCUUUCACCUCUUCUUUGUCCACUGGUCGAAAGAGCUUCUGUUGCGGUAGUGUGAGGUGGUUUCUUGUGCACCUACAAUCGAAAGCAUAGUAUUUAUUCGACAGCAUGGUAUUGGUCAUCUAAUGACGGAC